AAUUACAUUCUGAUUCUCUUACGCGGAUCUUUAAUGCACCGGAUCGUUUUGCGGAUAAACUUCAUUCGAUCUUUCCAUGGGAGUGUGUAGGCGGGGAAAAAGCGUUUCCAUCCCCAGCUCAGUUUGAUGACCAGGGUUUCAAUUUCACGGGAAGCGGCGAGAAUCGUUUCUGGUGAAAAACUGUCGAUGGCUUCUCCAAAGGGAUAAUCUUUGUGCAAACGCCACCGUUUGGGCACGCGUAGUUGUGCAUGCCACGAUAAGGCUUGACAAAGAUCUCCAUCGGAAGCGGUGUUCAUCUUGUUGUCCGAGUUGUGAUCUUUCAUGUGAGGACGCCGUUCAGUCACGAUCAUGUCCAUGGCAUUUUUGGUACCAUGGGCUGUGUGUGGUACACGACCUCACCGGAAAGGUGGCAGCUUGAAUUGCUUCGUCAAGUGGAAGAACUGAAGAUCCGAUCCUCGACUUCACCCUCACGUCAAAUUUUUAGCUCGUUGACCAAUAAACAGAUACAAGAACACCAUUUCGUUUCAUUCGUGGAACUCUCCACAACUUUUGUGAAUUUCACAUUCUUUACUUUCAUGAAUAAUUACGCUCCGAGCAAAUCAUCUCAGAGAAUGCUCCUGGCGAAGCAAUACUCCUAUGAAACAUUUUUUAAGGAAUUGUUCACGUGAUAGCAGGAGCAUUCCUUAUAAUGCUUAAUGUCUCCCUCAAUGUAAAUGGGU
Marchantia polymorpha subsp. ruderalis is the source of this 719-nucleotide messenger RNA. The record is from the annotation of a GenBank genome assembly. Lineage: Eukaryota; Viridiplantae; Streptophyta; Marchantiopsida; Marchantiales; Marchantiaceae.